Messenger RNA from Osmerus eperlanus (European smelt), 3780 nucleotides. It is a transcript of the gene tmem151ba, whose product is annotated as transmembrane protein 151Ba. Lineage: Eukaryota; Metazoa; Chordata; Actinopteri; Osmeriformes; Osmeridae. Bases 390 to 1916 code for a protein of 508 amino acids. The transcript is spliced from 2 exons. The record is from RefSeq and is a predicted model, not a curated record.
CGCAGUACUGUUUUCUUCAGCAGAUGAUAGAAACAGUUUUCAUGCCUGCUUAAAUCCACGACAUCCAUUAUCUUUCCAAAAUCGUUCGUCUAUCUCAAGAGCCUUUUAGAAGCACAAUCUUUCCAUUUCUACGUCUUCAGACGGAGCUGGCACGGGCACUGAAAAAUUGGCUUUGGGAAGGCUACUCGUAGCCACGCAACGCCUGCCCUCUUCACAGACGCUGUGGGGGUGCUCUGAAAUUGGAGAAUCCUAACCAUGUAGAGUUCCCUUUUACAAUUUUGCGUUUGGAUGAUGUAUAGUUGGACUAUUGGUGAGUUUGUGGUGCUCAGAGAUUUGGAAAACGGUGUUCCUGAGGUUGUCCAUGCGCCUAUAUUUCUGUCAUUGUCAACAUGCCCCCAGCAUCGGCUGCAACGGGCAGUGAGAGCAGUACCACAACCGUUCCCGAAGAAGACACGGAAAGCCCCCGCGAGGAGCAGCGGCCCCUGAAACAGUCUCUGAGUAAGUCCCUGUGUCAUGAGAGCCACUGGAAAUGCCUGCUCCUGUCCCUGCUCAUGUAUAGCUGCGUGGGGGCCAUGGCCUGGUGCCAUGUGACCAAAGUGACGCGCCUCUCCUUCGACAGUGCCUACAAAGGGAAGUCCAUGAUGUACCACGAGAGUCCCUGCUCCAACGGUUACGUCUACAUCCCCCUGGCCUUCCUGGUCAUGCUGUACGUUGUGUACCUGGUGGAGUGCUGGCACUGCUACUCCAGGAACGAGAUGCAGUACAAGGUAGACGUGGACAGCGUGGCCGAGCGCAUCCAGCGCAUGCAGCAGGCUACGCCCUGCAUCUGGUGGAAGGCCAUCAGCUAUCACUACGUCAGGAGGGCCCGCCAGGUGACGCGCUAUCGUAAUGGUGACGCCUACACCACCACGCAGGUGUACCACGAGCGCGUCAACACCCACGUGGCAGAGGCCGAGUUUGACUAUGGCAGCUGCGGGGUGAAGGACAUCUCCAAGCACCUUUUGGGCCUGGAGGGCUUCCCCGUCACCAGGCUGAAGUUCACCAAGUGCUUUAGCUUCGCCAAUGUGGAAUCGGAAAACUCCUACCUGACGCAGCGAGCCAGGUUCUUCACAGAGAACGAGGGUCUGGAUAACUACAUGGAGGCUCGAGAGGGGAUGCACCUGAAGAAUGUAGACUUUAAGGAAUACAUGAUUGCCUUCUCUGACCCGGACCACCUCCCCUGGUACGUGUCGAGCUGUGUCUUCUGGGUGGCCGCUGCCUUCACCUUCUCCUGGCUUCUGCGGGUGUUCACAGAGUACCGUACUGCUUGUGUGCACUACCACGUGGAGAAGCUGUUUGGCUUCGAUUACGUCCCCGUCACGCCCUCAGAAGAACGGCCCUUCUGCCGCCAUAUCCCCCGGGUCAACACUAUUGACAGCACAGAGCUGGAGUGGCACAUCCGCUCCAACCAGCAGCUAGUGCCCAGUUACUCUGAGGCGGUCCUUAUGGACCUGGCCCAGAUCUCGGGGAACUCCAACACCUUCUCAGUGUGCGGCGGUUAUGGAAGCUACCGUCAGAACUGCGAACGCUGCCAUCGCACCAUCAGCAGCUCCUCCAUCUUCUCCCGCAGCGCUCUCAGCAUCUGCAAUGGCGGCAGCCCCCGGAUCCCCUUCAGUGCCAGCCGCUUCUCGCUAGGCCGCCUGUAUGGCUCAACGCGGAGCUUCUUCUGGCAGAGCAGCGGGAGCCUUAAUGAGCCGUCAUGCCCCACGGAGAGCACACACUGCCUGUCAGAGCAGCAGGCCAGCCAGGAGAACCCCCCAGGCUACCAGGAGGCCCUCUACUUCCCUGUGCUCAUCGUGCACCGCAACGAGGGCUGCCUCAACCACGACCACCGUGCCCUGCACAGGAAUGGCUCCUGUGGGGAGACCUCCCUAUGACCCAGAGCUCCCAGGCCUGACCAGUCUGGAUGGAAUGUAGGUUUAUCCUGGAGAGCACUGAUUGGAUAAGAAACCUUAUGUUCUACUCCUGGGUCAAAUAUGGAUCAACUUUUUUCUUUAAACGACUAAAGAGAUAAACAUACUGGAUUAAUGCAGUUUUUGGAUGCUUAUUGUUUCCCUUGAGCCAGUCUGAAAUAAACACAAUUAACUUUAGGGGUCUAUUACACAAUAUGUGUUGUUUAGUCCACCUAAUUUCAUAAGUACAUUCAGUCAGGGAAAGACUUGGUGUUCUAAAUAUCUUGUUUCAAAUAUGAUCUGUGGCUGAGGGAACAUACAGUAUGUUACUCAAUGCAUUGACAUUCUGGACCAGUCACAAUGCACUGUUGAUAUCAGUUUUACUUUAGGUAACCAAAGCAGGGCCGUAAUCAUAAUAUAUAUUAUGAUUACACAUCCCCCUCAAUAUUCAAAUCUGGUCAAAAUGUCCCCCCCAAUAUAUUGAUAUAAAAAUAUACAAAAUAUAUAAAUGUGCUACGCUACGACAGGCAACCAUGCACGCUGUCUGAAAUUAUCAUAAAAAAUGUAAUCAUAUUCAUAACUAAACGUAAAAAGAUCUCAGGGGGGGACCCUCAGACUCCCCAGAAGAUUUCGUCCCCCACAAUGUUGACUCCAUGGCUACGGCCUUGAACCAAAGUGUAAUGUUAGUAUACUGGCAUGCAUUAAAAUAGAAUAAUUGAAAAAACAAGGUACAUAGAAAUUAUCGCAGGAAACCUUGAUAAAUAUGUUUUUUGAUAAAAGAUUGUUCCUGUACACAGUGACUAAAUAAGACCACUGCUUGGUAGACUAUAGAUUUAGGGACAUUUUCCAGAUCUAAAAUAUACAAACAAUAGAUCAUCUAAAAAAGUAUUAUCUUUCAAAUGAUAACUGCCUAUUCUAAAAUGUGCUGCCGAAAAGUCAAUAAUGAGUUUCCCCCUGGUUCAUGGCUCUACAUAAAAGUAUUUGAGCACAAACAAAAUAAUUUCAAUCCCAUUUUAUGUUAUUGGAGCUUUAGGCCAACAGCUUCAAAGACCUCAAUUACUGGAAAUAAUGUUCUUAGUCGGAUCAUAAUAUGAGACAGUGGAAACAUUCAGCUAAUCCAAAACAAGAAUACACUAUUACAGGAUGCAAUAACAUUCCGACUUCCUGACCUCUAAAUAUAGCAACAUAGAACAAUGAAUAAUUUAGCACAGGAGAGCUAAAGGACACCCAUUAGAUCAGUCUUUAAUAAAAUUUUCCUUACUGUCACAAUAAUUAUGUUGCUGUUUUCCUAAUGAUACUCACUGUCAUAAAAUAAACAAAUGGAUAAACAUUAUACAUCUUAUCAGCUCACCAGGGUAAAAAUAUAAAGAACCUCCACAUUCAUGUUAACGCACAGUACAUAAUUCACAGUAAUGGUUCACAACAAUAUUUGCCCUUUAUCUACCUCUUUAUUUACUGAUUUAAGUGCCUGUAGUUCCAUCUUUAAAGCUUCAGUUUGGGUUAUGAACCUCACAUCGACACUGCUCAUUUCAUCCAAUCAGACAUUCAAAUUGGUUUAACAUUCGCUGCAGCUUUCCAUGAUAAAGGAGCAAUAUUAAGUAACAUCAUGUGGCUUUAUUUAUAGAUUUUAAUGGAUUCUGAUGGGCUAGCGUUAGGCAUCUUACUAAGGCACUCGUAAUAAUCAUACCCAGAACAUGUGCUUUUAUAUUAUUGUCCUAAAACAGCUAAGAACCUAGAGCAUGUGCUGCUGCCACUAUGCCUACUGCUGAUCAGAGAGACAACCAGACCACAUGCAAAAAGAGGCCUGCAAUCAACCAACUGAUAAUGUGAGGUCUAAUAAUAAAUCGGA